Molecule: messenger RNA, 1279 nt
Organism: Pimephales promelas (fathead minnow)
Lineage: Eukaryota; Metazoa; Chordata; Actinopteri; Cypriniformes; Leuciscidae
Gene: bet1
Product: Bet1 golgi vesicular membrane trafficking protein
Source: RefSeq, a predicted model, not a curated record
AUCCUUCGCGGCUUCCGUAGGGUGUCGUGGCGCUUGUUGAGUUGGAAGGGGAAAGUACAGCGGCUUUACAUAGCAAGAUAAGCUAACAUCUGUUACAUUACUUUCAAAGUGUGGCGAUCAUAUAUCGUAUCAUAAAGAUUUCCGGGCUAUAAUGAGGCGUGCAGGUUUGGGUGAGGGAGGCCCUCAAGGGAAUUACGUUGCGAGUGGAUACAGCGUGUAUGAGGAGGAGAACGAACAUCUACAAGAGGGACUGAAAGCUAAAGUAAACGCACUCAAACAUCUGUCGAUUGACAUUGGAAAUGAAGUCAAGUACCAGAAUAAAAUGUUGGGAGAAAUGGACUCGGACUUCGACUCAACCGGAGGUCUGUUGGGAUCCACCAUGGGUAGACUGAAGCUCCUUGCCAGGGGGAGCCAAUCCAAGGUGUUCUGCUACAUGCUGCUGUUCGCCCUGUUUGUCUUCAUUGUCCUGUACUGGGUGAUCAAACUGAGGUGAUCUGAGGACCGAUGAGAUCCAGGACAUUUCUGCCAUACUCGUAUGGGGGAUCCAGUGCCAUACUCAUGGGGGACGGGAUCAGAAUCCUCACAGUGACGAAGACGAGAAGUGUUUGACUGCUUGCUUUCCAUUGGACAAGAAACUGAACCAUUGAGUGACAAUGUGCAAUAUGAAAAAUCUGUAUACAUAUAAAAAAUAUAUCUGUCCCAACCCACUAAAAUUAAUGUUGUCUCAGUGCAGGGAUAAUGCUACUCAUUUAAUACUGGUCAUGAAAAAAAAGAUAAACAAUAAUUUAUCCAAUAAUGACCUUUGUUUAAUGAUAUUCUUUUAGGAGAACUUCAGUGCUAUAAAUGUGUGCCGGACUCUAUAUGGAUACUGAUCAAAUAAGGAAAUUAAGGUUAUGACAACUGACCAGAAGAGUAAGCUGGAUGGUGUAAACAAUUUAGCACUUUUUACCAUGCAAGUCUAUACAAUGUCUUUGAAAGAUUAGCCAAAAAAGAUUGCUUAUUGAAUAGUAUUUAAAGGGCUGAUCUUGAGACUGUGAAAACCGUACUGGCAUAUGUGAAAUUCAGUUUUGUAUAAUGAUCAUACUACAUCAGUAACCACCCCAGACUUCUGUGUUGUUCAGAAAUGUCUUGCAUUAUUUUUUGAGGUACUUGCUCAAACCCUUCUCCUCUCUAUGGUUAACAUAAUGCAUGGUUUAUUUGAGUUUUUCAGAGACUAAUAUGUAAAUAAAUGUCAUUUUUGAGAGAAUUAUUACAUAAAAAUUCAUUUGUGUUGUCAAAA